Scheffersomyces coipomensis is the source of this 2055-nucleotide messenger RNA. RefSeq lists its product as uncharacterized. The record is from RefSeq and is a predicted model, not a curated record. Bases 87 to 1862 code for a protein of 591 amino acids. Lineage: Eukaryota; Fungi; Ascomycota; Pichiomycetes; Serinales; Debaryomycetaceae. The transcript has a single exon.
UGUUACUGACUUACGAAUUGUAUAUAAUAUAAAUAAAUAUUGCUUUAGUUUUAGAUCAUUUAUUUUGGAGUCAUAGCUAAAGUAAAAUGAUAUCCAAAAUCUCUUCCCAUCCAAGCAUUGAGACUAAUGACGAUUAUAUAUUUGAAUUCAUAAAUAAAUAUUUGGAACCGUUACCAUACGAUGUGAUCCAUACAGUUUUAGAACUAGUUUCUCCAAAUCAUUUGGUUCCAUUCUUAUCCGCUUAUCAUCUUCCAAUAUUACGACAAUACAUCAUUUCAGAAUAUUUUAAUGAUGAUGUAUAUCUAUGUCUUGGCCAAUACUCUUUUGGUACUCAAACUGAUCGAGAUUUUGAGGAGGACGAAGAUGAAAAUGUUAGAUUACAAGUUCCUACUAAUGAUAAUAAAUGGAAUCCAUUAGUAUUAAAUUACUAUUAUGAAUUUGAAACUAAUUUUUUCAAAUCAGACAAAGAUGGCUUUAAAUUAAGUAAGAAGUUUAUGUCAUUUUAUGAGAAGACGUUAAUCAAUGAUCUUCUAAGUCACAAAGAAUUGAGGUUCAAAUUCGUUGAAAUAACUUGUGGUGUGAAGGAACUUAUAGAUCUUCUUUCAAACACAAACUCAAGAAGUAUAAUAACAAGUAGUAAUAAAAUUCGUCUUGUUCUAACAGAUUUAGAAGGGUUUAAGACAGGAGAUGUGAAAGUCAGUUAUAAGCGACUUAGGAAUAAAUUUAAAGUGAAUAUUCAUAUUUUUAAAAAUAAUUUAAAAUGGUUAACAAAUUUAGAGGAGAUACACUUCUGCAAGGAGAUACUAUCCGAUGUAUCUAAUGUAUUAGUUAAUGAUAAUCUAAGAACGUUGAUAAUAUCAAGCAGAUUCAAAUUUCCAAUCUAUGAGUUUAAACUUCCCAAGCAUUUAGAACGAUUUUCAAUUAGGAAUUCUGAAUUAAAAGAUUCUGAUUUCUUAAAAAUUAAACUUCUAGAGUCAUUAACUCAUUUGAAUAUUGACCAUUGUCCAUUAGAUAUUAGUUGCAUCCUUUGUGUUAUUUUGAAUAACUUACCACAUUUGAAAUAUCUAAAAAUUAAAUACUGCCGUUCUGUUUUACUGCCAAAUCAAAGGAAAAUUUAUGAGGAUAAAUUAAUACAACAAUCAUCUUCAAAGUUAAUGUGGCCUAAAAAUUUAAAAGUAAUUUAUAGUGAUGCAUUGCUUUUAUGGACUCAUAGAAGCAUUUUAAGAAAAGUGAAAUGGCCACCUAACCUUAAAAGAUUAUCACUUCGAUUUUUAAAAGGUCUUCAAACUAGUUUGUUGGUAUUUCCACAAACCUUGACUGAUUUGGACUUGAGAUUUUAUCCAUAUUAUAGUGUCUGGUUUAAACCAAUCACAUUACGAAUUCCUCGAAAUUUACUAAAGCUAGUUCUUAUAGGAUAUGAUUUUGAUAAUAUCAUAAUAAAAUUUCCUCAAACUUUAAUUGAAUUGAAUUUGACAAAGUGUAAGAGGAUACCAUUUGAAGUAAUCAAAUUUCCAUUAUUAUUGAAGUAUCUAACUGUCGAUGACUGCGAAUUUUCAUAUCCAAAUGAGUAUAAACAUUGGAAAGAUUUGAAUAAGUUGACUUAUUUAUCUUUAAUGAAGAAUUACAUUGUUUCACUUUCAGAUUGGAUUCCACCUCCAAGUUUAAUACAUUUAUUUUUAAGUGGGAAUAGAAUACCUAAUAUGUCUAAUGAUACCUUAAUCUUUGGGGAAAACUCAAGUAUCCUCCUACCUCAUCUAAUUGGAUUGUAUAUGUAUGGUAAUCACUUUACCAGUUAUAAGAAUGAUACCCAUCUUCCAAAUAAUGUUGACCCACUGACAAUAUUUUCAAAGUGUCGCUAUUAGACGUUUAUGACUGCAAAAAAAGAAAAAAGUGAAACUUUUCUUUCUCAAUUUAGACUUUCAAACGAAUGAACAUACAUAUCGUUAUACCUUAAGUAUACACGUACCUGCUUGAUUGCGCAAGAUGUAUUUUAAAGUUUCAUUUGAUGAUGAUACUAUGUAUAUUAAUACUUGAAGCAGUAUGAUAGUGAUUUGC